ACCAGUUUCGGAAGGGGGCGGUUUGCACGCGCACACGGCAAGGUCCGUGUUGUGGGGUUGACCGAGGGCGUGGUGCAGUGGAUGUCAUGGUGGAGCUGCUUUCUCUGUAUACCUUUUUGCCUUCGCAUGCGCCUCUCGUGGCUUUCGGUGUUGGUCAGGGCCAGUGGGCCAUGUGGACUAAGUGUCAAGCUACUGUGGCUCUUCGCCAAGUGGUUGCGUUGGCGGGUUUGCAGCCCGAGGAGUACGCGCUGCACUCCCUGAGAAUUGGGGGCGCAACUUUCUUGGCGGCGGAGGGGGCUUCGCCGGAGGGCGUUGGUCGGGGGAGCGUAGUUACCAGUGUUACGUUCGGAAUGUUUGUUGGGGGUGACGCUUCGUGGGUGUCAGAGGUGUUGGCGAACAAGGAGAAGGUGACUACACAGCCAGGGCAAGGUACCCGAUGGGGUGACGUGUGAAGGGGUUCCGUGGCACGUUGUGUAUGUCGAGAUCCUUGUUGUACCGAUGGUAUUUUGCUGUACAUAUUGUAUGCCGUAUAUAUUGUACGUUGUAC
This is a messenger RNA of Ectocarpus sp. CCAP 1310/34, 547 nucleotides long. NCBI's taxonomy places the organism in Eukaryota, Phaeophyceae, Ectocarpales, Ectocarpaceae. The record is from the annotation of a GenBank genome assembly.